AUGGAGCAGCAAUCAAACCGGGCGCAUCGCCCCUCCAAGGAGAAGAAGAAGUAUGAAGGUGCCAAUCCGAAGGCAUUUGCGGUCUCGAAUCCGGGGAAGUUGAACAAACAGGCGGCUCGAUCGCAUGAUAUCAAAGAAAAACGUCUCCAUGUGCCUCUUGUUGACCGUAUUCCUGAAGAGGCCCCUCCAGUGAUCGUGGCAGUGGUUGGACCUUCGGGAGUCGGAAAAACAACCCUCAUCAAGUCCCUGAUUCGCCGUUAUACCAAGCAAACCCUCAGCACUCCCCAAGGACCCUUGACCGUCAUCACAUCGAAAAAGCGGCGCCUGACGUUCCUCGAAAGUCCGUCAGAUUCCCUCGCGAGUAUGAUCGAUGUGGCCAAGAUUGCGGAUAUUGUGCUUCUCAUGAUCGAUGGAAACUAUGGCUUCGAAAUGGAGACUAUGGAGUUCUUAAACGUCUUGGGUUCCCACGGUAUGCCUGGAAAUGUGUUCGGUAUCCUAACCCAUCUGGACCUGUUCAAGAAGCAGAGCACCCUGAAGGCGGCAAAGAAGCGGCUCAAGAACCGUUUCUGGAGCGAACUGUACAACGGCGCAAAGCUGUUCUAUCUUUCCGGCGUCGUGAACGGCCGCUAUCCGGACCGCGAAGUCCACAACCUUUCCCGCUUCUUGUCUAUCAUGAAGAACCCUCGACCACUCAUCUGGCGUAACUCCCACCCAUACGCUCUCGCGGAUCGCUUUUUGGACAUCACCCCGCCGACACAGAUCGAAGAAGACCCGAAAUGUGACCGGACAGUGGCUCUUUACGGUUAUCUACGAGGCACGAAUUUCCCCGCUACGGGUGCGCGAGUUCACGUUCCCGGUGUUGGCGACCUGACCGUGUCAGAAAUCGAAGGUCUCCCCGAUCCUUGCCCGACUCCCUUCAUCGACCAGCAGAUGGCCAAAGCAACUGGCAAGGAUGCCAGACGCAGACUAGGAGACAAGCAGAAGUUGCUUUUUGCCCCCAUGUCCGACGUCGGUGGUGUUUUGGUUGACAAAGAUGCGGUUUACAUCGAUGUCAAGACCCAGAACUUCAACAGAGAUGAGGACGACGAGGAGGAGGAUCCAGACCGUGGACUGGGAGAACAAUUGGUUGUUGGCCUGCAGGGUGAAAGAAAACUGCUCGGUGAGGCAGACGCCGGCGUCCGCCUAUUCCGCGGUGGUGGUGCCAUUGACAAGGCCGACGACGAGGACGAGGAAACUGGCCGGACGAAGAGACGGAGCAUCAACGCCCUCGAAGGUGAAGAGGAUGGUCAAGGUCUUUCCGGAGAUGACGAUGAGGGCUCUGAAAGCGGCGAGGGCGAUGAGGAUGAGGAUGAAGGUGAGGACGAGGACGAGAUAGGCGGCGACGAUGACGAAGAAGUGGAUGUUCCCGCUCCGGCAGAUUUCGAGACCUCGUUUAAGGAGAGGCAGAAUGGCAACACCCAUCGUGAAGAAAGCGAUCUUGCAUUCGCCGACAGCGACUCCGACCUGGGCUCCAUUUCAUCCGCAGAAGACCAGGUCUUGGAUGAUGACGAUGAUGACGAUAUGGAGGACGAAGAAGAAGAGAGCGCUAUCCGAUGGAAAGAAAACAUGCUCGCCAAUGCCCAAUCUCUUCAUGGAAAGGCCAAGUUCCGUGUCACCGAUUUAUCGCGGAUUCUGUACGACGAUUCUGUCGCCCCCGCGGAUGUGAUGAAGAAGUGGUCCGGAAAGGAAGACAGUGAUAAGGACAACGAUGAGGAAGAUGAGGACGAAGAAGACGGUGAAGACGACUUCUUCAAGAAGACCAAUGCUGAGAAGGAAGAGCUAGCCGAUAAUCGCGCCAUCCCAGAAUUUGACUACGAGCAACUGGAAAAGAAAUGGCAGGAUGAGGAGAGACUUGAAGCCUUGCGAAGCCGUUUCGUCACCGGUAAACUGUCCCGUGGCGACGACGAUGAUGAUGAUGAUGACGAAGACGUCGACGACGCCUUCGACGAGGACGAGGACGAUGAAGGAGACGGAGAGUUCGAGGAUCUGGAGACGGGUGAGACAUUUGGAAAGGAAGAGGACGAGGAAGAGUCAGAGUCAGAGAAGAAAGAGGAAGGCCCCGUUGACCUUGACGCCGAACGUGAGCGCAAUGCAAAGAAGAAAGAAGAAUUGCGACUACGGUUCGAGGAGGAAGACCGCGAAGGCUUUGGAAAACAGAAGGAUAACUCUCGCGGCGAUGGCGAUGAGGAAUUUGGCGAAGACGAAUGGUACGAUGCGCAGAAGGCUAAGCUGCAAAAGCAGCAGGACAUCAACCGCGCAGAAUUCGAUACGUUGGACCCUGCUUCGAGAGCUCGAGCGGAAGGCUUCAGAGCCGGUACUUACGCGCGUAUCGUUCUCGAAAAGGUGCCGUACGAAUUCGCCGCCAAGUUCAAUCCUCGCUUCCCUCUCAUUGUCGGUGGACUGUCUCCUACGGAAGACCGGUUCGGUUACGUGCAGAUUCGUAUCAAGAGACAUCGUUGGCACAAGAAGAUCUUGAAGAGCAACGAUCCCCUGAUCUUCUCCCUUGGCUGGCGUCGCUUCCAGUCCAUCCCCAUUUACAGUACAUCGGAUAGUCGAACGCGGAACCGUAUGCUUAAGUACUCCCCUGAGCACAUGCACUGCUUCGGAACGUUCUAUGGACCUCUCGUCGCGCCAAACACUGGAUUCUGUUGUGUGCAGUCGUUCUCGAACAAGAAUCCCGGCUUCCGUAUUGCCGCCACGGGAACCGUGCUCAGCGUCGACGAGCACACGGAGCUCGUGAAGAAGCUGAAGCUGACCGGUUACCCGUACAAGAUCUUCAAGAACACCGCCUUCAUCAAAGACAUGUUCAACAGCUCUCUUGAAAUCGCCAAGUUUGAAGGCGCCUCUAUCCGCACCGUCUCCGGCAUCCGAGGUCAGAUCAAGCGGGCCCUCAGCAAACCUGAGGGCUGCUUCCGUGCCACCUUCGAAGACAAGAUCUUGAUGAGUGACCUCGUCUUCCUCCGCGCAUGGUACCCGAUCAAGCCGCAUCGCUUCUACAAUCCUGUCACCAACCUCCUCGACUUGCCGGAGGACGGUUCCCACGGCGACUCCGGAUGGCAGGGAAUGCGGUUGACGGGCCAAAUCCGCCACGACGAAGGCAUCGCCAUCCCCACAAAGAAGGGCGCUGAUUACCGCCCUAUCGAUCGUCCAGAACGCCACUUCAACCCUCUCCGCGUGCCCAAGCAGCUUGCUGCAGACCUUCCCUUCAAGUCACAAAUCACCAAGAUGCGUUCCAAGAAGGACCAGACGUACAUGCAGAAACGGGCUGUGGUUCUUGGGGGCGAGGAAAAGAAGGCCCGCGACCUCAUGCAGAAGCUCACCACUCUGCGCAACGACAAGCAUGCCAAGCGCGCUGCAAAGCAGGAGGAGCGUCGCCAGGUCCAUCGCGCCAAGGUGGCUGACAGCCUGGAGAAGAAGAAUGAGCGGGAGAAGCGUGAGCGGGAUGAUUACUGGCGUCGCGAGGGUAAGAAGCGGAAGAACACGGAUGGUGAAUCUGGUGGUGGUGGAGGAGGGAAGAAGCGCAAGUGA
Messenger RNA from Aspergillus chevalieri, 3567 nucleotides. RefSeq names its product GTPase BMS1 (gene BMS1). The transcript is spliced from 4 exons. Bases 1 to 3567 code for a protein of 1188 amino acids. The record is from RefSeq and is a predicted model, not a curated record. Gene Ontology annotation, cellular component: nucleus; 90S preribosome. Gene Ontology annotation, molecular function: GTP binding; GTPase activity; U3 snoRNA binding. NCBI's taxonomy places the organism in Eukaryota, Fungi, Ascomycota, Eurotiomycetes, Eurotiales, Aspergillaceae. Gene Ontology annotation, biological process: maturation of SSU-rRNA from tricistronic rRNA transcript (SSU-rRNA, 5.8S rRNA, LSU-rRNA); endonucleolytic cleavage of tricistronic rRNA transcript (SSU-rRNA, 5.8S rRNA, LSU-rRNA); ribosome biogenesis.